UCUAGCAGAUAUGGGCUACAAUUGUGUGACCAACAUUUUUUUAACAUUAAAAAAUACAUUCUUUUUCGUUUUAACCUUCUCGAUGAUGGUCGCAAUGUCGAGAACCAUUUGAGGCACAGGUAUGGGCUACAAUUGUGUGACCAACAUUUUUUUAACAUUAAAAAAUACAUUCUUUUUCGUUUUAACCUUCUCGAUGAUGGUCGCAAUGUCGAGAACCAUUUGAGGCACAGGUCUUCCAAAAUUUGCUACUUUGCUACUCGUGAAUCUUUUGGGUUCCUCUCUGCUGCUGGGAUUAUAUCAAUGGCUGCAAACAUCCUUCAUCAGGUUCCUGGGUUUGCGCUCACCAGAGUGGUGAUACAGCCAUCAAAACCAAAGCUAGCACUUCCCAUCUCAUUUGCAUCAGCUAUGAAUCCCAAAGGACAACCCUUACAGCUAUGUGCACCUUUAACUGCAACUCUUGUAACUGGCAGCAGGUGCACAAGUCUGUCCUCUUCUACCAAAAAAAGAAAUCUCAUUGCGCAUGCAGAAUCUGACAGCACAGUGUCUGAACCUGAAAAAGAUGAUACCCAAAUUGAUGCAGCUUCUUCAGAUGAUACCCAAAUUGAAGCAGCUUCUCCAGACGGUACAACUUUGGUAACAACUGAGGAACAGCUUCAAUCUCCUCCAACAAAGCCUAGGGUAAAACUUGGUGAUAUCAUGGGGAUGCUUAACAAGCAAGCAGUUGAAGCUGCAGAGGAGGCAAGACCUACUCCCGAUGUCAGACCAGGAGAUAUUAUAGAGCUUAGAGUGGCAUCGAAGACUCGACGGAGGCUUUACUUAUACAAAGGUAUAGUAAUAUCGAGGCAAAACGCUGGUAUACAUACAACUAUCCGAGUGAGACGAAUAAUUGCAGGCAUUGGCAUAGAGAUAGUGUUUCCAUUAUACUCGCCAAAAAUCAAAGAGAUCAAAGUCGUCAAACAUAGGAAGGUUCGUCGAGCAAAAUUGUAUUACCUACGAGAUAAACUUCCUAGAUUUUCAACCUUUAAGUGAAAGUUCUAUGAUAUGAAAUCCCAAGGAACUUAGCACAUUAGAUUGGUAGAUUGUAUUCAGAAAAUUGCAAUCUAUAAGUGUAAAGUAAAACAAAAUUAGUACUAUCAAUUUUCUUUGUCAGAAGCCAUAGUAAAUUUGAAACAGCUUUAAUGCCGAUUUUUUGUUUUCAAACCUUGCCCACUAAGACAGGAGAACCAAAUCUUGUAUCUGCUUGCCUGCAUCCAAUUUAUGUAACAUGCUAUGUUUUCUUCAAGAAAUUAUUUCUACACUUUA
Cryptomeria japonica (Japanese cedar) is the source of this 1302-nucleotide messenger RNA. Its product is annotated as large ribosomal subunit protein bL19c. Gene Ontology annotation, molecular function: structural constituent of ribosome. Bases 301 to 1029 code for a protein of 242 amino acids. The record is from RefSeq and is a predicted model, not a curated record. The transcript has 6 exons. Gene Ontology annotation, biological process: translation. NCBI's taxonomy places the organism in Eukaryota, Viridiplantae, Streptophyta, Pinopsida, Cupressales, Cupressaceae. Gene Ontology annotation, cellular component: ribosome.